Messenger RNA from Strongyloides ratti, 2532 nucleotides. RefSeq names its product DNA topoisomerase 3-beta. Gene Ontology annotation, cellular component: nucleus. The transcript is spliced from 4 exons. Gene Ontology annotation, molecular function: DNA topoisomerase type I (single strand cut, ATP-independent) activity; DNA binding. The record is from RefSeq and is a predicted model, not a curated record. Gene Ontology annotation, biological process: DNA topological change. Lineage: Eukaryota; Metazoa; Nematoda; Chromadorea; Rhabditida; Strongyloididae. The coding region runs from base 1 to 2532 and encodes 843 amino acids.
AUGGUUAAUGUAUUGAUGGUUGCAGAAAAGCCGCUUCUCGCUGAAACAAUUGCGGGAAUUUUAUCUGAUGGUAGGUGCAGUAAAAGAAAAGGUUUCAAUGGAGUUUGCCCAAUUUUUGAGUAUAAUGGAAAUUUCAUGGGUCAAAUGGCUAGAUUUAAAUUUACAUCAACCUGUGGACAUAUUAUGGGAAUGGAUUUUCAUAUGAAAUUAAAUAAUUGGGAUAUCACUGAUCCUAUUGAAUUAUUUCAUGGGCAGAUAUUAAAAAAAGAAGCAAAUCCAAAAAUGAAAAUGAAUACUUUUUUAGCAUCAGAAGCAAAAAAUUGUGAUUUUUUAGUUUUAUGGUUAGAUUGUGAUAAGGAAGGUGAAAAUAUUUGUUUUGAAGUUAUUGAUGCUGUUUCUGGAUCUUUGAGAUCCUACAAACCAAAUGUUAUGGAAAAUGUCUUUCGAGCCCGUUUUUCUGCAUUAACUGAUAAAGACAUAAAAUUUGCAAUGAAUAAUUUAGUUAAACCAAAUUUAAAUGAAUCCUUGUCUGUGGAUGCUAGACAGGAAUUAGAUUUAAGAAUAGGUUGUGCAUUCACACGUUUUCAAACAAAAUACUUCAAUAAUAAAUAUGGUGAUCUUAAUUCUGCUUGUAUCUCAUUUGGACCAUGUCAAACACCAACAUUAGGUUUUUGUGUAAAGAGAAUGGAUGAAAUUAUUUCUUUUAAAUCUGUUCCUUAUUGGCAAAUACAAUGUUCAUUAAAAGAUUCUACGGGUGAGGAAUUAAAAGUUCAAUGGUUAAAAGGAAGUAUUUAUGAUAGAGAAGUUAUAAACUUUUUCUUUAAUCGAAUAAAAAAUGAAACUACUAGUGUUUGUUGUGAUAUUACUUUAAGUAAUGGUGUAAAAGAACCACCUAAAGCUUUGAAUACAGUUGAAUUAUUAAGAGUUGCUUCAAAAAAUUUAGGUAUUGGUCCACAAGAUACCAUGUCUAUAGCGGAACAUUUAUAUACACAUGGUUAUAUAUCAUAUCCACGUACUGAAACAACACAAUAUCCAUCUCAAUUUGAUUUUAAAAGUAUUUUAUCAAAUUUAACUAAUAAUUGUGGAGUUGGAAAAUAUGCACGACAAAUUCUUGAUGAAGGUAUAAGACGACCUAAACGUGGUGAAGACAAAGGUGAUCACCCCCCAAUAACUCCAAUGAAAGGAGAUAAUGGAAAAUUAUCAGGAAAUCAGGCAAGACUUUAUGAAUAUAUUUCUCAACAUUUUGUAGCAUCUCUUAUGAAACCAUGUAAAUAUAAGACAAAAAAUUUUAAAUUUAAUAUUGGUGAAGAGGUAUUUUCAUAUAGUACAAAAUGUAUUGAAGAUCCUGGUUAUACAGCUGUCAUGACUUGGCAAUCUGUUGAUGAAGGAGGAUUAUUAAAUAAUAUAGAGAAAGGAAGUAAAUUAGAUAUUAAGGCAUUAAGUAUAAUAGAAAAACAGACAACACCACCAGGAUAUUUAACAGAAAGUGAAUUAAUUACACAAAUGGAAAAAUAUGGUAUAGGAACAGAUGCUUCUAUAUCUGUUCAUAUAGCAAAUAUAAUUCAAAGAAAUUAUGUUACUGUAGAAACUGGUAGAAAAUUAAUUCCAACAAAAUUAGGUGUAUCAUUGGUACAUGGAUAUUGGAAAAUAGAUCCAGAACUUGUUUUACCAACAAUGCGUUCUGAAGUGGAGGAACAAUUAAAUUUAAUAGCUAAAGGGCAGGCAAAUUAUCAAUCAGUUACAGAACAUACAUUAAAUAUGUUUAGAACAAAAUUUAUUUAUUUUACUGAAAAUAUUCGAGGAAUGGAUGAAUUAUUUGAAGAUUCUUUUACAACACUUGAUGCAUGUGGUAAACCAUUUAGUAGAUGUGGAAAAUGUUUAAGAUUUAUGAAAUUAGUUGAUUCUAAACCACAAAGAUUACAUUGUAAUAAUUGUAAUGAAUCUUAUAACAUACCAUUAUCUAAAACAGGUCAAAUAAAACAAUAUAAUGGUGAUAAAAGAUGUCCAAUAGAUCAAUUUGAAAUAUUACACUGGACUGAAAAUGUUGGGCAGACAAUAAAAAGUUAUCCAUUUUGCCCAAAUUGUUUUAAUAAUCCUCCAUUUGAGGAUAUGGAUAAGAAAUCUGGUUGUAAUAAAUGUCCUCAUAUUAGUUGUGAAUUUUCUUCAGUUGGUUCUGGUUUAACAAAAUGUAUAAAUAUUGAUUGUAAAGGUGCUCAUAAUUUAAAGAUCAAUGACAAAGAAUGUUUCAAUUGUGGAUCUAAUACAAUUACCGUAGAAUAUAAAGAAUCAUCUCCAUUACCAGAUGGUGAACUUAAAUUUAAUGGUUGCCUUUUUUGUACACCUAAUAUAUAUAAUAAUAGUACAUUAGUUAGAGUUAAAGAUUAUACGAAAUCAAUUGAAGAUGCCAAAAAAUACCAAUAUUCUAGAGGAAAUCAUUCCCGAGGAAGGGGUGGUAAACGUGGUGGUUUUUCACGUGGUAGAUCAAGUGGAAAGUCGUAUAAUAAAAGAGAUAAUAAAGAACAUAUUAAAUAG